AUGGAUAACGCAGACUUGGAAAAACUUGGUAUUUCACCUGGGAAAUUAACCCCUAAAUUCAACCCAAAUAUCACUGAAUAUACAGUUACGUUAGCUAGCGAUGUAGGCAAACUCAAAGUCGACCCAUUGACAAGUGACUGUGGCGCUAGCUACACAAUUUCGGGGGGAGGUGGUGGCAAAACUGUUGACCUAAAAGAAGGACAAGUCACUUCAAUCAAGGUCGAAGUAUGUGCUGAAGAUGGUAGUACUAUAAAGAACUACUUCAUACAUGCGACAAGGCUUUCAGCAAGCGAUGCAUCACUCACUGAUAUCAAGUACUCCACCGGCGAGAUAAACCCUCAGUUUGCUGCAAAUAUUCAAAACUAUUCUCUUUCUGUACCUUUCUCCUUAUCCUCAAUUGAAAUAACACCACUUGCAGCUGAUAAGAAAACUUCUCUCAAGUUAAAUGGUAUUGAGAAUUUGAAGGAAGAAGUUCAGUUGAAUUUUGGUGAGACAAAAGUUGAGAUAGAAGUUACUUCCCCAGAUAAAACAAAUUCUAAAAUUUACACUCUUAUAAUUUGCAAAGAGCAGCUUCUGAGGCCAGUGAGUUUUGUAGAUCAAAAGGUCAAAACUAAGAAUGAAUGYCCAGUAUGCUUGGGUGUUUUGUAUAGACCAAAAUCAAUAGCUGACAGUAAGUCUGGACAUCUGUUCUGCAAAUCAUGUAUUGACGAACUGACUCGCACCUCUAAAAUGGACCCUCUGGAUGACACGCCUUUGACGGGAGAAUGGAGGGCUGAUGAGUUUGAACAUGAAAAACAACAGUCUUUAGCAGAGGUGCAGUGUGUCUUUGCUCACUGGGGUUGUAGUGAGAGAUUCAAGUUGUGUGACCUUGGAAGUCAUGCAAUAAAGUGUGACUACCAACCRGUAAUGAUAGAGAAAUCUUCAGAAAUGGUUCCAGCCAAAGAGAGAGAGACAAAAGCUAAAGAYUGUUGCUCCCCUUGUCCUGACUGCACWAGGCCAGUGCGACCUAGUGACCUAGAAGCACAUAAAAYGUACAUGUGUACUAGUAAGGUUACGAGUACUGCUGUCAAGCAUAAAGUAGAGGUUAGAGCUUGGGAAAAGAAGCUACACCAAGAAACUGGUGAAAAAUCUGCUGAUAAAUUGGUUGUCACAGCUGAAAAGUUUGAGAAAGACUAUUUSAACAACCUUCCRARACAUGGCAAUGCAGGUCAUUAUAGUGGUGAAGUUUCACCACUACAGUUAUUGGAAAAUGCUGCCGAGUGGUAUGCCACAGCAAUCAAGCUCUCUCCAAAAAAUGCAAAAUYGCAUUUUGGACUUGCUCAGGUUCUUGAGGAACAGCACCUUGCACAAGACCUUUAUGGCCUCAAACCCCAGAAAAGUUCAGAUAUAGAAAUUGACUUCAAUGUCAAGUCAAAGGACAGUUCCAAAGAAGAUGAUAUUCAAGCUCUUUGUGAAAUGCGUGGUGUUGGUCGCAAUGCUCCUUUURGCAUGCAAUUGAAAGCCAUUGACGAAGAGUAUCAUUAUCUACUAGAGCAAGGACUGUCUGAUAAAGCUGAAUAUGUACAGCAGUUAUACGCAUUCAAAUCAAAGCAGUCUUUAAAGGCCAAUAAGACUGCAGAGCUUGCUAGCAAUGAGGAGGAACCUCUAGGCAAAGCCUACCACAAGUACAUGGAUGCACUGGCAUGCGGUGUUGAUAACUACUUAUACAGUCUUCAUGUUGGAAGAAUGCUCCUAUUGCAAGGAAAUUACAGUGAAGCUAGUCUUAGACUGAAUAUUGCUGUUGGUCUAAAACCUACCAACAUUGAGUCAAGGUUAUUGCUUGGUUUGGCUUUAACUCAACAGUCAUCUGGACCUGGAAAGAGGAAAGAUGAGGCCAUUAAGUACAUAUCUGAAGGGCUGGAGUACUUCCUUAGUAACAUUUCCUUUGAGAAUAAAAAUGAUGAGCUUACAUCAUCUAAUGUUAUCAAGUUAUCAAGUGUCCAGUGUUUACAAGCAUUUUUGGUUUUAGCUGAACAAGUAAAGAACAAUUCCUCUCUACCUCUUGGUGUAAUGUCUGCUAUAUCCCUGUAUCACUGUGCUGCUCUCCUUUCCACCAGAGUACUGUCUUACCUUGUUGCAAGAGGAGAUACCUAUCAUUCUGUACAAUGGAUUCUAUUUCAAGCUCACUCUUCAGUCCUUCAAAUGGCUCUUGAAUCUACAGACAAGACAACAACUGAUGAAAAACAGAUCACAUGCCGCUGUGAUAAUCUAUGUGCUUUGAUCAAAAACUCAUCUAUUCCACCAGGAAAACAGCUACUUGAACUGCAGGAAAAAACUUGCCAGCAAGCUGUCAUUCUCCAACCAACUAACAGCAGAUCACUGUACUUGCUUGGUGAUGCACAACUACGUUACUAUGACAAUGAMCCUGAYAACAAGGGUGUCCUGAAAGAAGCAGAGGACAGCUACCGUGUUAGUAUAGAACUUGAGGGUAAGUCGUCAGGAGGAAAGGUUGUGCCUGAUAGAAUCUGUGAACAAAAAUGGUUCAAGGAAAAGCARGCAAAGMUUGAAGCAGAAAAGAAAGCUAAAGAAGCUGCUUCAUCUCCGCCGAAAAUUGCAGCUGGAAGUAAUAAGGCUGGAGCUASCACUGGAAGRGGGGCUACCACUGGAAGAGGGGCUGCUACUAGAGGAGGUGCAGCRACAACUAGGGGUGGAGCAACAGGUGCCAGAGGACGCACUYCUGCAGCCACAGGACGUGGCAGYCCAAGUCCAAAGGGUCCUACUCCAGCUAAGCCAACAACAAGAGGCAAACCAUCACCAAGUAGAGGAGCAUCAACUACUGCAAGAGGUGGAAGCUCUAAGCCUUCAGUUUCACCAACCAAGUCUCCUUCGUCACACAAAGCAUGUGCCGCUGCAACAUCCAAACCACAACAAGCACCACAACCCCCACAAAAGAAAGAUACAAAUAAUAACCAAUCAGAAGCCACCAUAGAAACACCAACUGGUCCACCUAACAAACCUGCAUUUCAGCCUAGACUAGGCCUUGCUAGAGUUCUUGUAAGAAAAGGUGCUGCUAUGGAAGAGAUUCAAAAACUGUAUGAAGAGGUCAUUACCAUGGCACCUGAUGUYCAYGACGCUUAUAUUGAACUUGCUGAUUCAUUGGUUAAAAAUGAGCCAAUGAAAKCUGUUGAAAUUUACAGUAGAUAYCCGUUUAAACCUGAUUUAAACUUUGAUGAUGCAUACAUCCAUGGAGAGAUAGUAAGAUUGAUAAUGAAGGAAGGGAAAUAUGAUGAUAGUCGYCUUGGCCCCAGUAUGAUAGCACURGGGAAAAUCAUGGGUCUYACKGUCAUUGAGAAGUAUGUUGAAGCAUUGGACAAGACAUUCAAAUACAGUAAACUACUUUGUCAGRUUUAUGCUGGUGUUCAUGGCAAGGAUGUAGAAGAUCCUGAUYUGCAGCAGUUUUUCAAGUUUAAAUGUUGGAUUUAGAGCUCUGGAUGAAGUGUUAAGAUUAAGUGCUAUGGCAAGUUUAUGCCAUAACUAUCCUUUCAUAACAAUAGAUUUUCAUGAAGAUAGUCAGCCUAUCAAAAGUCUUUAUUUCAAAGACUAAUAAUGAAAGACAGAUUAGUACCAUUGCCAUGAGGUACAGUGUAUUCAUUGUAGGCUUUUUUCAUGGCACUGCUCUGUGCCUUUUAUUUGGUAAGGCAAUUUGUUGUAUUUCUAGUGUACAGAAACGACUAUUCUAACUUAUUGACUUAAAUGUGUUGACUUCUAACUUAUUAACUUGCAUGAGUCGUGUGUGGUUUGUAAUAAAGUAGUGUUAUAACGUUCAGUGAGAUUGAUGUUAUUUGAUAAUGUAAAUGGCAUUUAGUUGCUGUUUACACUUGUCUUUGUACAGUAUUUUCAUGUUUCAGCACUCUCAGAAUGGCCAAGAAUAAUGAACAGUU
This is a messenger RNA of Exaiptasia diaphana, 3920 nucleotides long. RefSeq lists its product as uncharacterized. The transcript is spliced from 10 exons. Bases 1 to 3462 code for a protein of 1153 amino acids. Gene Ontology annotation, biological process: protein polyubiquitination; ubiquitin-dependent protein catabolic process. Gene Ontology annotation, molecular function: protein binding; ubiquitin protein ligase activity. The record is from RefSeq and is a predicted model, not a curated record. Lineage: Eukaryota; Metazoa; Cnidaria; Anthozoa; Actiniaria; Aiptasiidae.